AUGGACUGGGCGCGGAGCCUGAGGGGCCGCCUGGCCGCCCGCAGCCUCCCCUCCCGGAGCGAGCAGGAGCUGAAGGAGGAGGAGAUGGAGCUGUUCACGCAGUACUACGCGCAGUGGAAGGGCGGCAGGGCCGGCGGCAACCCCUCCUACAGCAACAUCCCCCGCUUCUACUACAGGCUGCCAGCUGAAGAUGAAGUCUUGCUUCAGAAAUUAAGAGAAGAAUCUAGAGCUGUCUUCCUGCAAAGAAAAAGCAGAGAGCUGUUGGAUAAUGAAGAGCUGCAGAAUCUCUGGUUUCUACUGGACAAACAUCAGACAUCACCGAUGAUUGGGGAAGAAGCAAUGAUCAAUUAUGAGAACUUCUUGAAAGUUGGUGAAAAAGCUGGACCUAAAUGCAAGCAGUUCUUCACAGCCAAGAUCUUUGCUAAAUUACUCCAUAACGAUCCUUACGGAAGGAUAUCCAUCAUGCAGUUUUUCAAUUACGUCAUGCGAAAAGUGUGGCUUCAUCAGACAAGAAUUGGUCUCAGUUUAUAUGAUGUGGCAGGACAGGGUUACCUCAGAGAAUCGGAUUUAGAAAACUAUAUUUUGGAACUCAUCCCUACUUUGCCACAGCUGGAUGGCUUAGAAAAAUCUUUUUAUUCUUUUUAUGUCUGCACAGCAGUUAGAAAGUUCUUCUUCUUUCUGGAUCCUCUCAGAACAGGGAAGAUAAAGAUACAGGAUAUUUUAGCUUGCAGCUUCCUGGAUGACUUACUGGAGUUAAGGGAUGAAGAACUCUCUAAAGAAAGUCAGGAAACAAAUUGGUUUUCUGCUCCUUCUGCAUUAAGAGUUUAUGGACAGUACUUAAACCUUGAUAAAGAUCACAAUGGCAUGCUCAGCAAAGAAGAACUGUCCCGAUACGGAACAGGGACUCUAACCAACAUAUUUUUGGAUCGUGUUUUUCAGGAGUGCUUAACUUACGAUGGAGAAAUGGACUAUAAAACCUACCUGGACUUUGUACUUGCAUUAGAAAACAGAAAGGAGCCUGCAGCUCUGCAAUAUAUUUUCAAACUGCUUGAUAUAGAGAACAAAGGAUACCUGAAUGUCUUUUCCCUUAAUUAUUUCUUUAGGGCCAUUCAGGAACAAAUGAAAAUCCACGGACAAGAACCAGUUUCUUUUCAGGAUGUGAAGGAUGAAAUCUUUGAUAUGGUAAAGCCUAAGGAUCCUUACAAAAUCUCCCUUCAGGAUUUAAUCAAUAGCAGUCAAGGAGACACUGUUACCAGCAUUCUAAUUGAUCUGAAUGGGUUCUGGACAUACGAGAAUAGAGAGGUCCUUGUGGCAAGUGAUAAUGACAGCACUGCUGACGUUGAUGAUACGUGACUUUGAACAGGAGUAGACUGUAUCCAUUGAUAUCUCUAACUGAAGCAUUCAUUAACUGUUGGAAGCUGGAGACAUUCAUUAUUUGAAUCAAUGCCUCUUCCAUUUUACUCCUCCCCACCUUAUUCCCCCUCAAGCAUAUAAUAUAAAAUGUGGUACAGAGGAAUUGCAGAACUAAUUCCUGAAAACAAACCAGCAAGUCUCGUUUAAGAGGUAACUAUGAUCUGGUGUGUGUGUAGUGCUUUUUUUAAAUAAAUAUUUGUGGACUUUUUCCUUAAACACAAAGCCUUUUUUUAUUAUUUGAAUGCUCUAAUAUAGAAUUCUAAUAUAAAA
Molecule: messenger RNA, 1683 nt
Organism: Anas platyrhynchos (mallard)
Lineage: Eukaryota; Metazoa; Chordata; Aves; Anseriformes; Anatidae
Gene: PPP2R3C
Product: protein phosphatase 2 regulatory subunit B''gamma
Biological process (GO): B cell homeostasis; positive regulation of B cell differentiation; microtubule cytoskeleton organization
Cellular component (GO): spindle; centrosome
Source: RefSeq, a predicted model, not a curated record